GAAAUUUUAGAGUCGAUUAGUAAUAUCUUACGAACAGUGUUGUGUCGAAAUUUAAAGGUAAUUAUUACAUAUAGAAAUCUUAACGUUCAAAGAUAACAUUAAUAUUAGAUAAAUUUUGUAAAUGGCUUAUCAAACCUCAAAGGUAGAUGAUAUGAAAAACGAAGACUCGGGUUUCGUAAGUUUAACUUGUGAUUCAAUAGAAAUUGAUAAUACUGAGGGUAAAGAUGCUGCUCCAGAAAGUGUUAAGGAUGAAGAAUUAUUCAAUAAAUGGCGAAAUUUUCUUAAAGAAGCCUUUGUACCAGAUGAAGAUGGAGAUACGUACUUGAUCAUUCAAAUUCGACAAAAAAACAUCCAAGAAGCCAAAAAUUUAAUAAAUCUAAAUUUUCAUUUUGGAAGUAAACAAAAUCUUGAUAUAAGAAACAAGAGAAAAUCUAGUGCAUUACAUUUGGCUUUAAAUCAGCAUGAUAUCCUUCCUGCUUUAAUUUGUGCAGGUGCAGAUUUAUCUGUAAAAGAUAGUAAAGGACAUAAUAUUUUUCAUCUUAUUGCAAUAACCCAAAACACUGAAGCUCUUAGAAUCAUUUUAUUUUUUGGUCAAAAAACAAGUCAAAUUGAAAAAAUUAAAGAGCUAGUUAAUAGUCCUAAUUAUGAAGGAAUACCUGCAUAUUUUUUGGCAAUUCGAUACCAUUACAGAGAGAUGAUUGUCUAUAUGUCAGCUAAUGGUUUUAUUGACAAAAAUGCAAAGGAUGGGAAAAAUGGUAACACUGCGUUACAUGAAGUAAUUGCUUUAUGUAAAAUAAAUGAAAGGAUGCAUGUUAUAAAUAGUUUGGUGAAAAAAUGCAACAUUGAUGUGAACAGUUUAAAUAAUUGUGAUGUUACUCCAUUGCACUUAGCUGCAAGUGCUAAUGAUAAAGAAGCAUGUGCUGUCUUGUUGGCUCUUGGUGCUAAUUGUGUUUUGAAAGAUUUUCAUGAACAAUUCCCUUUUUCAUACGCAACUGAUGAUGAAAUCAAAGAGAAACUUCGUGUUAAUCCGUGUUAAUGAUAAAUUUUUGAUUUUAUCGUGACACCUUGUCAUUUUCUACAGCAUUCUUACAGAAUGUGUAGAAUACUUAUGAAGAUUUGUUUGAAGUUUCUACCGAAGACUUUUAUUUCGGAGUUUGAUUUUCCAAACUUGAAUCGUUUAAGUGUUUCAACGGAACCACCUACUCAUAUACAAGACAUUAAUAGAUUUUCAAACAGUGAUCUCGUUUCAAGCUGUGAUCACGCUAAAACGCGUUUUUUUACACAAAAGUUUUGUAAUUUUAUAGAAAAUAGGUAAAACUAUGUAAACAAACAAUACUGUUUUGUAAUAAGUUGAUUUUUAAACUUUUUUAAAAAUAAGUUAUAAA
This is a messenger RNA of Hydra vulgaris (swiftwater hydra), 1385 nucleotides long. Its product is annotated as E3 ubiquitin-protein ligase mind-bomb. The record is from RefSeq and is a predicted model, not a curated record. NCBI's taxonomy places the organism in Eukaryota, Metazoa, Cnidaria, Hydrozoa, Anthoathecata, Hydridae. Gene Ontology annotation, molecular function: protein binding.